ACAUAAGUGUUAGCAGAUGGACUGAUGGAGAGGACCUGAUUUUAUAAAGGUCAUCGGUUCGUGUAACAUGAAUUCUAUUAACUUUCAUAUCUAAUUGUAAUGAAAAUAUAUAAUAAAAGAUAACGUAUUACGUACACCCAUUUACGUUUUAUUAUAAUACCCAAAAUUAAUAAUUAAAUAAUACUUUGUUGUUCAUAUACAUUGUAAUUGUUGUACGGAGAUUUCAAAAGUUGAUUACAAUGGUAGUACAACAUACACAUGAAUAAAUAUAACGGAGUUUUUGUAGGUUCGCAAAAAAAAAAUAUUUUUUUUUUAUUUUAAAAUUUAAUUAUUAGGAAUGGGGGAUGAUGGAUCAAAAAGGAAUAAAGCAGCUGUUUUCGUUGAAAAAAUAGCCGACCAUGCUUCAACUAUAAUUGAUGUGGCGUCAAGUACGGGUGCCGCAAUAGGAGCGGCAGUCGAAGCAGGAGCUCCAAUAGUUGUUCCAUUUACAAAAUUUCUUCCUUUAAUUUCUGAAAUUGGAAAUAUUUUUAACGAAAUAGUCGAUUUAGCACAAGCUGCUGAACAUAAUAAGCGAACUUGUGAUGCAUUAUUACAACGAGUUUAUGCUGCAGACUUAGCCGUAUUAGAUCUUAAAGUUCAAAGAAAUAGAAAAGAUUUUUUUAAUAAUAAAAAUUAUUUAUGUUUACAAAAUUUAGUUAAUAUUAUAACACAAAUUAGAAAAUUUAUAUCAGAUAUUUCUCAAAUGAAAUCUUUGAUAAAAUAUAUUCAAGCGAAAAGUAUUGAGAAAACUUUUAAAGAGUUAUGUAAAGAAUUUGAUAGUUGUGUUAACGUUUUGUCUUUUGCUAUUAAUGUUAAAACUGCUGAUGAAAUUGGACAAUUAAAAGCCGAUCAAGAUGAUUUAUUAAAAGCUGAUCUUGGAGGUGACGCAAAAGAGAUUAAAGCCUGCCUCGCAAACUUAAGUAAAGGGUUUUCUUCAACUGUUGUAAAAGUCAAUGCAAUGAAUAAUACAAUGGAAAAAUUUAUGAAUGAAAAUUCUCAAAAUCAAACAAAAAUUGAUAAUAUCUUUCAGGUACAUCCACUAAAACUUGCUGAUUAUGAACGGGAUGAUAAUGAGAAACCACGUAAGAAUGGACGUGUAACUAAAUGGUAUAAAACAACAAAUAAAGGUGCAGAAUUUGCUUUUAAAACUAUUUCUGAGAAAGAGGACCAAAAGAUUGUACAAAAUCAAGUUACAAUUCUUAAAGAACUUCAUGAUUGGCAAAACAUCAUAAAAUUUUAUGGAAUAACUUAUGAUGGAAAUAAAUGGUAUUUGGUGACUGAAUGGGCUGAAUGUGGAAAUUUGCGUGAAUUUUAUCAAAAUAAACAUGAUUUUGACCUUAAAUUAAAAUUACGUAUAUCCCUUGAUAUUGCUCGUGGAUUAAAUUUUUUAAGAACUGUAGAGAUUGUUCAUCGUGAUAUUAGGGCUGAAAAUAUAUUAAUUACACUUAAUGAGACAGCAAAACUUGCAAAUUUUAAAUUAAGUCGUUACUUAACUGCAGCUACAUUAAAUCAAAGCCAAAAUUUAGAACGAGUUCGUUAUUGUGCACCUGAAUUGUUAGAGAGAGCUCCAAAUUACAAAUACGAUCAAAAAUGUGAGGUUUAUAGUUUUGGAAUAUUACUUUGGGAAAUAGCUGAAGAAAGAAUUCCAUAUCAGGGUAAUGAUGAUAUUUUGGAUAUAACUGAUAGGGUGCGUAAUAAAAUGUAUAGAGAACCAUUUUCUGAUAUUAGUCAAAUGCCAGAAGAAUUCAAACAAUUAGAAAUUGAUGCCGUUCAACAUGACCCAGAUUUUAGGCCAAAAAUUACAAAAAUGUUUGAAGUUCUUAGAAAUUGUGUCAAAGAUUAUUCUAAGAGACAUUCACUUUCACAAGAUUCAUCAAAUUCUAGUAGUUUACGACUAAGUAGAAAACCCUCCACACCAAAGCCUAUUCCAAAACGAGCAUACAGCAUUGAUCAAGAUCAAUAUGCACUUCCCAUUGAUUUACCAGAUUUUGAAUCAUUUAAAUACAUGACACUCACUGAUGCAGCAAAACAGCAUAAGCUGUAUGAUAAACAUGGUAAACUGGUUGGAAAUGUAAAAAUUGCAUAUAAAUGUUUUGAAGCUUAUGCAAAUCUUGGUAAUACAGGAGGAGGUACAGCGAAUCGUAAUCAGAUCAAAGCAAAAUAUUAUAAAGCUUAUUACAUUUCAAGAGGAUUGGUUGAGAGCCCCCAAAAUAAAGAUAAAAUUGUUGCUGAACUGUUUAAAGAAGUUGCUGAUGAUGAAGCAAAUGAAUUCCCUGAAGCAAAAGUAAGAUAUGGUGAUUGUUUGUAUCAUGGCAAAGGUGUUGAUCAAAAUUUUUCAGAAGCUCUUAAAUAUUUUGAAAAAGCUGCUGAAGAUGGGUUUAAAGUGGCAAUGUAUAACGCUGGAAAUAUAUAUUAUAAUGGUAUUAGUGGUAUAAAGGAUAAGGAAAAAGCUAUUCAUUAUAUGAAAUUAGCUGCUUAUAAUGAUUAUGAACCUGCUAUUAAAUUUUGCAAGGAACAUAACUUAUAAUUAUGUAUUAGAUUAUUAUAGUUAUAUAAUUAUGACGAAAAAAGUAUAUUAAUUUUUAAAAAAAAAUUUCUAUAUUACUAUUAUUUUUGUAAUUAUUUUAUCAAUAAAUAUAAGUUUAUGAUGAUUUU
This is a messenger RNA of Rhizophagus irregularis DAOM 181602=DAOM 197198, 2694 nucleotides long. NCBI's taxonomy places the organism in Eukaryota, Fungi, Glomeromycota, Glomeromycetes, Glomerales, Glomeraceae. The record is from RefSeq and is a predicted model, not a curated record.